AUGAAUGGCUUCGACAAUAAGGGCCUCAAUGAGGACACCUUCGGGGAAAAGUCUGGCGUCUCGGGGGUAAAGGCCUUUGACGCUUUCCCCAAGACAAAAGCCUCCUAUACAACUCCAAGCCACCGCGGUGGCCAAUGGACCGUCCUUAUCCUGCUCGUCUGCACGCUGUUCAGCUUCUCCGAGUUCAAAACAUGGUGGCGCGGCAAUGAACACCACCACUUCAGCGUUGAAAAGGGCGUGUCCCACGACCUCCAACUCAACCUCGAUAUCGUCGUAAAUAUGCCCUGCGACACCCUCCGCAUAAACAUCCAAGACGCAGCCGGCGACCGCGUCCUCGCGGGGGACCUCCUCAAGCGCGAAGAAACGAGCUGGCAGCUAUGGAUGCAGAAGCGUAACUACGAGACCCACGGCGGUGCGCACGAGUACCAAACGCUCAGCCAUGAGGACGAUGACAGACUCAGUGCGCAGGAGGCGGACGCUCACGUGCACCAUGUUAUUGGGGAGGUACGCCGCAAUUCCAGACGCAAGUUUGCCAAGGGGCCGCGUAUGCGCUGGGGUGAGGUCGCGGACUCUUGUCGCAUUUAUGGUAGUUUGGAGGGGAACAAGGUGCAGGGUGAUUUCCACAUUACGGCCAGGGGACAUGGGUAUAGAGAGAUGGGGACGCAUUUGGAUCAUUCCGCAUUCAAUUUCACGCAUAUGAUUACCGAAUUGUCCUUCGGCCCUCACUACCCAAGUCUGCUCAACCCUCUGGACAAAACUAUCGCCGAGACCAGCGCCCACUACUACAAAUUCCAGUACUUCCUCUCCGUCGUGCCGACCCUCUAUACCAAUGGCAAAAACGCACUCGACGCAUACACUUCUAACACACGAUCUGGACGGAACACUAUCUUCACGAAUCAGUACGCAGCAACCAGCCAGAGUGGCCCGAUCCCCGAGACGCCGAUGCUUGUCCCGGGAAUCUUCUUCAAAUACAACAUCGAGCCGAUCAUGUUGCUUAUCAGCGAGGAGCGGAGUGGGUUCUUGGCUCUAGUUAUCAGGGUCAUCAACACUGUUUCGGGUGUGCUCGUUACUGGUGGUUGGAUUUAUCAGAUUUCGGGAUGGGUUGGCGAGAUCCUGGUUAAGAGACGGAGGCAGACGGAGGGUGUUUUGACGGGAAAGCAUUAUUCGGAUUGA
This is a messenger RNA of Penicillium cinerascens, 1173 nucleotides long. Its product is annotated as endoplasmic reticulum-Golgi intermediate compartment family protein. The record is from RefSeq and is a predicted model, not a curated record. The transcript is spliced from 3 exons. Lineage: Eukaryota; Fungi; Ascomycota; Eurotiomycetes; Eurotiales; Aspergillaceae. The coding region runs from base 1 to 1173 and encodes 390 amino acids. Gene Ontology annotation, cellular component: endoplasmic reticulum membrane; endoplasmic reticulum; COPII-coated ER to Golgi transport vesicle. Gene Ontology annotation, biological process: retrograde vesicle-mediated transport, Golgi to endoplasmic reticulum; endoplasmic reticulum to Golgi vesicle-mediated transport.